AUGUCAUUUCCACCUGAAGAUGUUUCAAAAAUAGUACAAGAAAUUGCAGAAAUAUUAAGAUCAAGAAAUCAAACAUUAGCAAUAUCAGAAGCAGCAUGUGGAGGUUUAAUCUCAGCAUAUAUAGUGUCAGUUCCAGGUGCAAGUAAUUUCUAUAUUGGUGGGAAAUUGGUCUAUUCCUUGAAGCAACGAUUGAAAUUAUCAGGAUGGUCAGAAGAAGAAAUUUCAAAUUAUAUGGGACCUUCACAACAGGUCGCAUUAAAAUUGGCAAGAACGGCGAAAUAUGAAUUGGGUUCUACGUAUGUGUUAUCAGAAACUGGAUAUGCUGGACCUUCCAAUGAUUUACAUAUACUGAAUGGUGAUGAUGAUAAGGAAGAUACUAAGGGAAAGACAGAAUCUGAUGAUAAGAGUCAGUCAGUAGGAACUGUAUAUAUUGGAUUAUCAGGUCCAGAUGGAGAAGUCUCAACUUGGAAGAAUACUGGAUCUGUUGAUAGAUCUAAGAAUAUGACUGAAUUUGCAAAGUUGGGUUUAGAGUUUUUAUUGGAACAAUUAAGAAAAGUUGAAGACAAGGAAGUAAAAUAA
This is a messenger RNA of Hemisphaericaspora subhashii, 579 nucleotides long. RefSeq lists its product as uncharacterized. The coding region runs from base 1 to 579 and encodes 192 amino acids. The transcript has a single exon. NCBI's taxonomy places the organism in Eukaryota, Fungi, Ascomycota, Pichiomycetes, Serinales, Debaryomycetaceae. The record is from RefSeq and is a predicted model, not a curated record.